CCCGGAUCCGUGGCGCAAUGGUAGCGCGUCUGACUCCAGAUCAGAAGGUUGCGUGUUCGAUUCACGUCGGGUUCAAUUUCCCCGAUCCAAACGGUCCGUUUUUUCCCCAUUUUUGCCGGCUCCACCCAUUUUCCAUGUUCACCACCACACCGUAUCAUUUCCCUAAAACCCCUCACAAACCUGAGAUUCUCGAAGAAACCCUAACCACUUCCAGUUCCUUCACAGAGCUCUCUUCCUUCCCUCUCUACCGAUCUCAAUCCAGCAACAACAAUGGCGUUCUUCUCCCGCCUCCGUCUCCAAUCCCUCACCGCCGCCCACCGCGGGCGCUGCAACUUCUCCACGAUCCUAUCGCCGGACUCCAAGACUCCCCUCUCCGCCAAGGACAAAACCCUCGCCGCGCUCUCCCUCCUCAAAUCCGAGCAGAACCCUGAGAAAAUCCUCGAGAUCUGCCGCGCGGCGUCUCUGACUCCCGACCUCCACCUCGACCGCAUCGCCUUCUCCGUCGCCGUCACCAAGCUCUCCGAAUCCAACCAGUUCUCCUACGUCAAGCAGCUCCUCGACGAGCACCGCCGCGACCGUCCCGACCUCCGCACCGAGAAAUUCGCCGCUCAGGCCAUCGUCCUCUUCGGCCAGGCCAACAUGGUCGACGACGCGAUCGCCACCUUCAAGAAGCACCACGAAGACGCCGGCUCCGAAUCCGGUUCGGUGAAGACGCUGAACGCCUUGCUCUUCGCCUGCGCCACCGCGAAGAACUACGCCGAGGUAAAGCGGAUCUUCGUCGAUUUCCCUGCAAUCUACUCAAUCAGUCCGAAUCUAGACACUUAUAACACCGUGAUCAAGUCGUUUACCGUGUCCGGUAGUUUGAGCUCGGUUUACUCGCUCCUGGGAGAGAUGAAGAAGAACAGAAUCAAGCCUAACGCCACUACUUUCUCCCACCUGCUGGCGGGGUUCUACAAGGAAGAGAAGUUUGAAGAAGUAGGGAAAGUUUUGGACAUGAUGAAGACAGAGUACUCGAUCUCCCCUGGAACUGCUACCUACAAUGUCAGGAUUCAGAGCUUGUGCAAGCUGAAGCGAGCUCGGGAAGCAAUGGCUUUGCUCGAUAAGAUGUUGAAAGAAGGCCCCAGGCCGAAUGCCACUACUUUCGCUGAGUUGAUUCAAGGGUUCUGCAGCACAGGGGAUUUGGAGGAAGCCAAGAAGCUCUUUAAGAGCAUGGUGGGCAGGGGACAUCAGCCUACCGUCGAGUGCUACUUCACUUUGAUCUACUACUUGUGCGUGGGGAAGGAUUUCGAUGCUGCUUUCGGGAUUUGUAAGGAGAGUAUGGAGAAGAAAUGGGUACCGAAUUUCUCGACGAUGAAGCUGUUGGUGAAUGGGCUUGCGGGUGAAGGGAGAGUUGAGGAGGCGAAGGAGCUUGUAGGGCAAGUGAAGGAGAAAUUCUCCAAGAAUGCUCAUAUCUGGGAUGAGGUUUUGGCUGGCUUGCCACAGUGAGGUAAAACAUUUCUUUGGGGGGUUUGUUUCCAUUGACAUUGAACAUGACAGGCUAGAAAUGCAGAUAAUUUUUAUACGACAGUGGUAGCUCAUGACGGUUUAGGCGAAUACAUAAUAAUGCGCGAUCAGUUCGCUGGCUGCUCAUUGAGAUCGAGUGCCUUCAUGGGUUUUGGUUCUCCAUGUAAAUGUGGAUUAGUCACAUGAAUGAUGAAACUUUGAUGUCACCUCUGUCAAUUAGUCGCAGUCGCAUGUUUGUGGCCAGAUGUGUUAAAGUUGCCUGAGAAGCUCCUUUUGUGAUCUGUAUCUGCACUUGCUCCCCAUUUCUUAGCCGUAAAUGAAACUGCAGACUGAUAUUGUGUUCGUAGGAUGCAUAUAACUUGGCUUCACUCGCCGAUUUAACGAGAAUCAUAAUAUAUACAUUUGCCAGGAACCUCAAACAUCGCCUUCAAUUCUGCUACAGAAGACUGACUACAAACCGAAUCAGUAGUCCAACUUCGUAACACUCUGCUGUACAUUCUGACAACAAAAUUCAUCAGUUCUUCACGUCUCAGUAUCGCUUCCGAAUUCUGAUGCUGCAAUUACACCAUUCUUACGACUUCAAAGAAGACAGUGCUGAUUUGCUUGGUUGCUCGGACCCCUUUUUACGCCGUUCAGGUAUUCAACUAUGAAAGGUAUGAUUUCCUGGCGAGUGUAGUGCAGAUCUGUUGUUCAGGUAUUUAGCUCCGUAUGCUACGCUAGAACCGACUGUCGUCGAGGCCACCAGCCAGCUGCAAUAAUCAGUCGAGAAUGGU
This is a messenger RNA of Linum trigynum, 2276 nucleotides long. NCBI's taxonomy places the organism in Eukaryota, Viridiplantae, Streptophyta, Magnoliopsida, Malpighiales, Linaceae. The record is from the annotation of a GenBank genome assembly.